This is a messenger RNA of Paramecium tetraurelia, 9789 nucleotides long. RefSeq lists its product as uncharacterized. Gene Ontology annotation, molecular function: protein binding. Lineage: Eukaryota; Ciliophora; Oligohymenophorea; Peniculida; Parameciidae. The transcript has a single exon. The record is from RefSeq and is a predicted model, not a curated record.
AUGAUUAAGACUUGCAUUGUUCAUUGUAGGACAAACUCUGGAAAAAGUUAAGAAUUAGCAAUCUCUAUUAUGUGUGGGUUGAUGUCUUCAAUCUCCUAACUAAAACCUAGUGACGAAUUAAUAAAUUCAAUAAUUGAAGGAGGAAAACUUUUACUUUUGAAUUUCUAUGAUAAGCAAAUAUAAAAUCCUCUAAAAAUAUAUGAAAUUUAUUAUUUUUUCGAAAACCUCAAAUGGUCAAUAUUGAGUUAAUUAACAUUAGGAUACUCCAUUCAGAAUAUUAUUAUUACAAUCUAAGAUGCGUACUUAAAGUACAUCAAAUUUUCAUAGGAUUGGAUGUUACAUUAUUGUUGGAUCAAUUUGAUAUCUGAUCUAAUGUGUUUCAGACCUAUAAUCCAAAAGAAUUAAAUAGCAAGUUUUACUUAAUAAGGAACCUCUGAUUAAGAAGUUUGGGAAUUACUAAUAAAUGAAAAUGCAAUAAUUUAAUUGCCAUAUAAAAAAUUUGUUGCCAAACUAAAGAUUUUUGAAGAAAAAAUUAUAAUCUUUAAAAAGUUUAGAGCAUUGAAAUUAUUUUAAGAGUAUUUGAUUCAUAAUUAAGAGGAAAUUUAACUAUUACCAAACUAUAUCAAUUUUAAUUUUAAUGUAAAAAAAGGAGAGUAAUUAAAUCAUUUGGAACUUUUUAUUCAACUGUUAACAAAUUAAUCAAACUUAGAAAUACUGAAAGCAUUAAUAACCUAAUUAAGAACUUCUAAAGAGCAGAUAAUAAGUAAUUUAGAAGCUGUUAAAUAAUAAGUGAGUUAGCAUAAUGCCUUGCUAUCAAAAAAUAAUUAAAUAGAAAUCAAAAUAAACAGAUAGGAAAUAAUGUUUCUAAUGCGUUAAAUAAAAUAAUCCAGUUUCUUAUUACAAUGCUUAACCAAUGAGAUAAAUUUAUUAAUAAAUAAAGAAAUUUUGACAAAUUCUAUUAUUUAAAAAAUAGUUUUAAAUAAUGUUGAAAAUUUGGACGAGAAACAAAAUGUAUAAAAGCUAUAAAUAUUAGCAGCUAUUUAAGAAGUUGAAAACAAACAUAUGAUAGAAUUUUUAAAUAAUUUAUAACUAGUAUCUAGGUUUUGGAUAUAAAUUUGUUAAUUUACAACUAUUUCCCAUGAUGAAUUAAUUAUCAAUGAUCUUUAAUUGGAAUAAUAUUUUGAACCUUAAAUAAAUUAAAAUAUCAUUAUUAUUAAUAAUAUCAACAAUUAUUUAGAUAAUUUUGUUGUAUAAGUGUCGACCAUAAAGAGAAAUGUUUUAUCAAUUUUAGGGUAGAAAUAAUUAAAAGGUUUUAUGAAGGAACAUAUUUCUUAAAAAAAUAUAGCAAAAUAGAUAACUAAACUACUUAAUCCAAAUUUGAUAUUAUUUAUGGUUAAUGAAAUUCAGGUGCAUUUUUAAGCUAUGUUAAACGAUACGUUAUAAAUUGAAUAAGAGAGUGAUAUAAGAAAAAUUUUGAUGAUGAUUUAUUCUAAUUUAAACAUUUACAAAGGAUUAAUAAUGAUUCUUAAAUUACAUCAAAGAAAAAUUAUAUCUUUAGAAACUUCAUUAAAAGGGGUGUUUGCAAAUACAAAUUUUGAAGUUGAAAGGUAAUUUUAAAACGAAAAAGAUAUAAACGAAUACAUCAAAUCGUAAAUAAUCGAUAAGAAGGAAAAGUUGUAAAUAGUAUUCAAAAAAUAUCAAAAUGUAGAAUUUACAAAUGAUAUAUUAAUAGAUUUCAAUAAAAUAUCAAAUCAAAUUAUUAAAGAAAAAAUUGAAAUAUAAAAAAAGGAUUGGUAAGAACAAAUCAAAGUUCAUUAUACAUUAUUAUUAUCGAAAAUUCAAAUGAAAUUAGAAUUAAUUGGUUUAGUUUAAGAUAGAAAUGUUAUAUAUUAAGAAAUUAUUACAUUAUUAGAUAAUCAGCUUUAGUUAAUAAAUCAAAUUGAUAAAAAACAAGAUAUUAAAUAAUCAACCAAAGAUCAAGUAGAAUUACACCAAGCCGAAAUAUUGAAGUUGUAAAUGAAAGAUUUAUUUGAUUUUGAUAGAGUAUUUUAAAUGAUAGACAGUUUAAUUAAUAAAUCCAAAAUGUUAAAGCGAAUAUUUUAAUAACAUCUUCUUGAUGCAAGUUGUUAAAAUUAAUAAUUAAAUUUAUAAUUACUCAGUAAUUUAAAGAAUGCCUUUAAAGAAAGUUUAAAUCAAGCAUUCCUUGAUUUAGUGAAAUAAACUUUAGAAUGUUGUUAAAAGAUUAAUAAAGAUGAACAACUUAUUUUAGAUGAGGAUUUUAUGAUAAAGCUACAAAGUCAACCUAAUUUAGAAUAAGUUCCUGUAAUUACAUAAAUGAUUAACUUUAAUACUCUCUUUUUAGAAAAUUAGGAAGUCUAAGAUAAAGAUGCAAAGGUUGAUAAAAUAUAAGAUAUGAUUAUGCAAUUUACAAAUGCAAUGAAGAUGAAUUACAAAGAAGGAUUGUCUGAUAUGUUUCAAAAUUCUUCAUAUAAAGUUAGGGAAUUACUAGUAUUCAAUUUAAUUAAGAUGUAAUCAAUAGUUUAAGAAUAAACUAUAUCAGGAUUUUGUGACAAUUUAUUAAGACAAAUUUGGAUAAUUGAGAAACAUCCAAGUGUUAGAAAUCUUCUGAAAAAUGAAGAAAUGAUAAUGAUGUAGAAGGGGUUGUUCUCUAAAGAUUUACAGAAUUUCUCAGAUGAAUUGAAAAAGGAAAUGCAAUCAAGAUUAAGAUAGAUAUAAUAACUAGAAACCUAGGUAUUACUUAGUGAAAAUUAAGAUGAAAUGAAAAUAAAACUCUAACAAGCCUAUGAUAAUUAUGAAAUAUAUUUGGAUAAUAUUACAGAUAUGUCAUAAAGAUUAGACAUUAGUUUAAUAUUUUUAAGAGAAAUUAGUAAAGACUUGAAAAAUAUUAAAUCUUCUAUCGAUUAGGUUUUAGAAAGCGUAAAACGGGUUUAAGAUGAUGUAAGAAGAUUAAGAGGGAAGAAUUUUUAAGAGUUGUUAAAUAUACGAAAACAAAAGGUUUAAAUAUCAAUGCACGAGUAACAGUUAGAUUAAGUUCAUAUAUAGAUUACAACUCAGGAUUAUGAUCCUAUAACUGGAAAUAAGAAGACUAAUAGUAAUGGUGAAUUCAUCACAUUUUUAAUAGCAAAUCGAUAUGAUAAUUUUGAUGGAGAAGUAAACGAAUUCUUAUGGAGUGAUUAUGAAAAGAAUAAGGAUAUUAUGUUAAUUAAAGGCAAAGCAGGUUCAGGGAAAAGUAGAGCAUCCCGUAAUAUAGAAGAAUUAAUAUGGAGUUGCGAUAUGAUUUGGCCUAAUUGGAUUCCAAUUUAUGUGUCACUCCCUUCUUUAAAAGAUCCUAAUCACAAUUUAAUUGAGCAAGCCCUCGAAUCUGAAAAUUAUAACUUUGAUAAAAUUCAAGUAAGAGAAUUUAAGGAUGCAAUAAUAAAUGGAAAUCUAAAAGUAGUAAUUAUAUUGGAUAGCUAUGAUGAGAUGAAAUUUAAAUGUAUUGGAACAAACCUUUACCAAACAAAUAGACUGAUUUAGGAUCUCAAUAUAUAAACAUCAGGGUAAUCUGUUAAAAUUAUUAUUACUACGAGAGAAGAAAUAUUAAAUUCAAUCGGAUAUUAAACAUGGUUUUAUGGUUAGAGUAUUGAAACUCUAAAAGAGGUUGAAAUAUUACCAUUUAGUCAAGAAUAAAGUUUUUAAUAUAUUAAAAUAUACGUUUAAAUAAGCAUUAAAAGGACGAUUAAGAAGUUUUAUGAAUUUCUUAAGUAAUUAAAAGGCUAGAACUUUUCUUUAGAUGAAUUUAGAUUGGUUUGGAGCCAAUUAGAAAGCACAAUAUAUUCUAUUAUUUAACAACAACAAAAUUCUGAAGUCUUAUUUUAGACUUAGGACGUUGAAAGGUUCUUAUAGAAAAUAUAAUAAGUUGAAUUUUUUAAUUUUUUAUCAUCAAAUUAAAUGGUUUCUUUAAAAAAGGAACUGCUUUAGUUAUGGGGAGAACAAAGAUUUUUAAAAGUGAUUUAUAAUAUUAAUAUAUUUCAUUUAAUGGGCACUCCUUUUAUGAUGGAAAUAAUUGUUUACAUAUUACCAAAAAUGUUAUAAUAUUACUCACAAUCAAAUAUAAUAAGAGUUGAAUUGUAAAAAAACUUUAUGAUUUUGAAAACAGAAGCUUAGAAAUCGAAAGAUAUGAUUGAAAAAUAUUGUAAAAGGAAAAUUAAUUAAGUUUAGAACACUGAGGAGUAAAAUUAUAUGAAAAUCAAUCCUAAUGAGCAAAAAUUAGAACUUGUAAUAUUAGAAUAAUUUACUUAAAUUAUAGAAGAUUUAGAUAAUUAAAACUUUUUUGAAUCAUUUUCUUUAGCUAAUUCUAUAGAAUACAUUAAUGAUACUACGUUAAUUUCGAACAAACACUUUAAAGUGAGGCAAGAUGCCAACUUUAUUGUUUCGGCUUUUAAUUUAAAUUAAUUUACUGCUUUUGAUUUUUAUGAAAUAUUUGUAGAUUUCUAUCACAAUUAGUAAUUAUAAAAAUUGAAAGAUUUAGGGAAAAGUCUUUCACACGAAAGUUUUUUAUCAGACUUAUUAGACUUUUCUAUUUAUUUGGCUUUAGAUAUGUCCUAAAGAUAAAUUACACAAGUAAAUUAUAAAUAAAAAGGAAAAUUACAUAUAUAAUAAGCAGAAGAAGAGAGGAGAGUUGAAGCCUCUUGGGAAGAUGCAUAUUUUAGUGAAAAUUAAGAUGAUUUUGAAUACAAAGCUAUUUUAAGAAAGAGUAUGUUGAUUAAUUCUAAAAGUGGUAUUUAUGCAUUCAAUCAUAAAUCCAUUUAGGAAUAUUUUGUGGCUUACUAUCUUCUGAAUUUGAUUACGAGAAUCUUUAUUAAGGAGAAACUAAUAGUUGAUGAAAUGGCAUUAUAUAAAAGCAGCUUUAAUAAGGAUUAAUUUAAUCUAUCAUAAGAACAUUAUUCAGGCACUUUAGAUUUAUUAAAACCAAAAGUAUUAAAGAUAGAAGAAAUUAAAAAUAAACUAAUAUAAAUAGUCUCAUUAUCAAAGUUAGAUUCCGAUCGUAAAUUUAUUAGAUCUGCUUCUAAUUCACUUUAUCUUUUAAGCUAUCUAAGGGCUUAUUUUGAAAAUUUUGAUUUAAGUAACAUAUGCCUAGCAGAUACAAAAUUAAAUGGAAUCAGUUUUUAUAAGUGUAAUUUGAACCAUACAUAAUUUAAUAAUGUUGAGAUCGAUUCAUGUAAUUUUAAUUGUGCAACUAUAGAGAAUUCAACUUGGAAAAAUAUAAUUUGCAAAGAGAAACCUUCAUUAUUUGGGCAUAAAUCAAAAAUCAAUUAAAUUGCUUUCAGUGAUGAUGGUAAUAAUUUAAUAUCAAGCAGUGAAGACGGAGUUAUAACUCUCUGGAAGUUAUAAGGCGAUGGGGAACCUAAGAGUGUAUGCUUACCAUAAAAUGAAAAAUUGUAAACUUUCCUUAAAAGUAACAAUUUUUUAGUAUGUCUUACUUAAAAUAGCAUAUACUGCUUUAAUUCAAACGAUUUGAGUUAAAUGGGAUAGUAAUUAUUAUAAAAUUAUCGUUACCAUAAUCUUUAUUUAUCUUAAGAUGGUAAAUAUUUAGCAACAAAAUCAAGUUCAGAAGAAAUAUAUUUUUGGCAAAUGCAAAAUCUGCUAAAAUUAUAAUAAUAAAAAUAUCUAUCAAAAGGAAAGAAUAAAGAUUCAAUAAAGUGUAUUGCAAUUUCUUCUGAUUCUUAACUUUUAGCUACAGGAGGCACUAAAAUUAAAAUUUGGAAUGCUAACAAUAUAAAAGAUAUCUAAGAAAUAAUAGAGUUUCAAUAAUAGUAAUAACCUAUCAACGCAAUCGUAUUUUCAAAAGAUUCUAAAGUCUUAGUAAUUGGAGGAAACAAGAGAUUAGAUUUCUUGAAUAUUGAGAACCUAUAUCAGGUUUAUUUGUUAUUUUCUUUAGAUUAAUAAGUUACUACAAAUUAAAUAUCAUUUUCGUUUGACAGUAAAAUGAUUGCUUCAAUGUCUAAAAAGAAUUCACUGAAGUUAUAUGAUGUAUAAUAGAUACUUGAUCAAUAAGACUCUUUUAGAAUAGAUACUUAAUUAAAAAUUUAUUUAAUUGAGAUAUCUCCAAAUUCUGAAAUAUUAGCUUGCUGCAAUUAGAAAAACAGUGAAAAGGAAGUCCUCUAAAUCCAAAUAUGGGGCUUAAAUAACCUUCAUCAAAUAAGGAUGCUCUCAAAGUUUGUCGAAUAAACUGAGGAUAUUUUAUGCUUAAAAUUCAGAAAUGAUAAUUUAGUUUUAGGUUCAGCUAGCAAAGAUAGUACUAUUUGUCUAUGGGAUUUAUAAAAACAGAGACUAAUUAUAAGACUAGAAGCUCAUACAAAUUAGGUUUUAGAUUUUGGAUUCUCAAUUGAUGGAACAAAAAUGGUAUCGUGCAGUUUAGAUAAAACAAUUAUUUUUUGGAAUAUCAUAAAUUUGGAUUAAAAAUAAGUUGAAAUAUAAAUGUAAUUGCCAAUAGAGUCCAAUAAAAUUUGUUUUUGGCCAAAUUCAUAAUUUGCUGUGUCUUUGUAAUUUAAAUAAUCCAAAGAAAUCAAGUUAUUGAAUUCAAUUGAAUGUAGUUUGAUUUAAAGUUUAGAAAUUGAAGAAAUAUUGUUAGAUAUAGGUUUUAGUUAAGAUGGCAGUAUUAUGGCAUCAUUAAGUGAGAUAGAAAUUCUAAGGAUAUGGAAAAUAUUUGAAAAAUCGAUUCAAAUUGAAAAAAAAAUUAGAUUAAGCAAUUUGCAGAAUAUUCAAAAAAUCCUAUAUUUAAAUACCUAAAGUAUUAUUUUAUCUAAUUAUGUUGCUUUUCAAUUAAACAUUCAAGAUGAAGAGAACAUCUAUAUGUAACAUUAAUUUUAAUUUUCGAGUACUUCUUCUUAUUGCUUAUCAGUAGCAUAAAAUUAAAAAUUUAUAGCGAUGGGAAAUUCAGAUGGUUUCGAGAUUAUAAAUAUUGAAAAAUAAAUCAGUCCAAAUAAUUUAUACAUUACCACUAACUGCAUGGACUUCUAAUUUUCUAAUGAUUCCUCUCUUUUGGCUGUAGCCACAAUUUCUGGAGCAUUUAUCAAGCAUCUAAAAACUAAUAACAUAAUACAUAAAUUGGAAUAAAAUUGUUGUUGUCUCUCUAUUUGUUUUAUAAGUUAAAAUUAAAUAGUGAUUGGAUUAGAUAACAAUUCGUUGGUAUUAUAUGAUAUAAAAGAUUCUUAAUCAAUAGAAAAGUUGGUGAAUAUCUAAUUGCCCAAUAAUCCACAAAAAAUGGUAUUUUUAGAAAAAAGAUAAUAAAUUUGUAUUUAUAGCGAAAUAUAAUGUAUAUUGCUAAAUUUAUCAAUAUUAGACUAAAUUUAAUUGAUCUAAAUUGAUAAGGGUAAUACAUCAACAGAUUUAAUAUUCGAUUAGGAUUAAUUAUUUAUAGGUAUUGGUUAUGAAAAUCAUAUUUGUUUUCAAUCACUAUAAGAUGCUAUUAGAAUCGAAAAAACAUUAAAAGGAGAUGAAUUAAAAAAUUGUUAUUAUCAGAACUUUUCUUAAAAUAAUAGUAAUUUGUUCAUAAUAGUUUCAUAAGAGUCAAUAUAUACUGAAUUUGAGAUUAAUUCUGCUGUGAUUCUAAAAUAAAUUGAUUUAAAAUUAAAGAAUUUUAAUUUUUUCACACUCAAUCCCCAAGAGACUUAAUUAAUUGCAAUCGAAUCUUAUUAUUGCUAUAAAGAUGACAAAUAAAAAUAAAAAUCAGCUCUUAUUGAUUUAGAAACGAACAAAAUAAUUUAAUUCUUUGAAGUGAUUGAAGAUGCCACAAUUCAAAAAUUGAAACAGGUUAUAUUUUCUUAGGAUGGACUUUAUUUUAUAUCAAGUUAUUCUGACUUAGUAAUUAAAUUAUGGGAUGCCAAAACUUGUAAAUUGCUAUCUAUGUUCAAAAGUUAUACUCCAACUAUAGAAAUUAUUCAAGUCUCAAAAAGAGGAAUAAUAGCUUAAGUAAGUGAAAAAGUAAUAAAGUUAUGGAAUUUGAAAGCUUUAAAGUAAUAAUUUGAAAUGGAUGGUCAUUCCGAUUCAGUUAAAUCAUUAUGCAUAUCCCCAGAUGGUUUUUAAUUGAUAUCCAUUUCAAAUUUUGAAAUCAUCAGAUGGGACUUAAUAGAACUGAAAAAAAUCGAUACUCUUUUAAAAGGUCGAAGACUUCCAACUUAAGUUUGCUUUUCACCUAACUGUCAAUAUUUUACUGCACUUGAUGAUUAACUAGGAAUCCAUAUUUGGAAAUUAAAUACAAAAUACAUUAUCGAACAUUUCUAUGUAGUUUCAUGUUUAUCUGAAAGUGAUCUGGCAUUGAAAAUUGAGUAAACUCAACUUUUCUGUAAGUACAAAAAUCCUAAGUUAUUGAUUAUAAAUCUAGAUUAGGUUUGUAAAUAAAAUAAAAAAUUAAUAUUUUAAGAAAACCUGAGCUUUCCAUCAAGAUCAUUUAUUCUAUCAAAAAAUAUACUCAUAAAAACAAAUCCAUUAGAAGUAAUUUAAAUAAAUUAAUCUGAAUUGAAGAAUGAAUAAAUGCAAGGGAUAUAAGUUAAUAAAGUAAAAUAUGUAGCUAUUUGUGAAAAUACUUUAAAAUUGGCAAUUUAAGAUCAAGAUUCUAUAAUCAUAUGGUCGAUAGAUAAAAAAUAAAAAGAAUCUAUAUUAUAGGAACCAUAAGUAAGUAAUAAAGAAGUGAUGUCAUUGGUUUUUUCUGGUAAUGGCAAAUUAUUAUUCUCAUGUUAUAUUGAUAAUAAGAUUUAUAUAUGGGACGUGAAUGAUAGAUUUGUUUUGAUAAAAGUUUAAGAGUUGUUUAAUCUAAAACUUGAUUAUACAAUUGAUAAUUUAUCUUUUUAUGAUACAAAGAGUCUAUAAAUUUUCCCUGUAAAAGAUGAAGAAUAUGGAGUUCUAUCUUAAAAAUAUUAUGGAAUGUAUGGAUUUUUGAGUGCAAUGAUCGUUUUUCAAUUAGGAGAGGUUAGAAUAUUAGAAGAAACAUUUGAUGAUCCAUCUAUAUUAAAUAAUUAUUCAGCUGGAUUUAAUGAAGCCAAUAAUUUGAUUGCAAUCUAAUUUGAUACCUAUUUUAAUUUGUAUGAUAUAUCAUCAAAAAAAAGUUAAUUGAUUGCAAAAUUAGAAGGAAACUCAUUUAAAUAAAAAUAUUAAUCUUAGAUUUUAGCUUUUUCAUAAAAUGGGAACAUGCUAUUAUCUUUAGGAAGAAAUCACACAAUAAGGUUGUGGGAUAUUGUUGAUAAGAACUCUAUAAAAGUUAAAAUUAAUCUAACAAAACCAGUUGAAGCACUAUCAUUUUAAUUUUUAGAUUCAUAAACAAUUAGGAUUUUUAGUAAAUCUGGAGAAUUAAUUCAUUAAACCAUUUCUGAUUUUACAGAAAUUGGGGUUAUUGAAGACAAAUAGGGUUUUGAUUUUUCUACUCUAAAUUAAUAAAAUGAGAAACCAAAAUAUUUUUGUACUUUCAAAUACAGAGAGGAUUUAAAGAUUUUUGAUACAGAAAAAAAUGAAUUAAAGUACACUUUGAACAAUUUCAGUUCUAGAAUAAUGGAUUUAUAAUUUACUCCUUCUAAAAAGCAAUUCAUAAUUGGAAUGGAUGAUGGAUCAAUACUAUUAUAUUAGAUUGAUAAGCAAACAUUAAAAAACUAUAAACUACCAAUUUGUUAUUAUAAAUUUACAAAAAGUUCGCUUAUAGAAGCAUUUUAUUGUAGAAUUAAUUAAUCAAUAAUUCAAAAUAAUGAAAAUGAAAACCUUGAAAAAUUAUUUAUUGAGAAAGGAGCAAUCAAAUGA